GCUCUAGAAGUUUCCGUAAAGCCCUAAAAUUACAUGAAACAAAAACGUAAACUGGUUACAGCUUCAGCCUUCAGACGGAGUUUUUCGUAUUCUUACUCUGUUAUACAACGCUGCUAACGAUUUUAGCUGGAAACUGAAGAAUUGCCAAUGGCGGAAGAAUUGGCGCUGGAUUUGGAGGAGCUUCGCCAGCUUCAAAGCAUUGCAAAAAGGCCUCGGAUUGUCUCCCUCCUCUCCUCCGAGAUCCACAACUUGGAGAAGUUAUCUAAAGAUGCUGCUUCAGAAGCUAGUGCCCAGACUCCAGCACCGGCCAUGAAGAUGCCAGCAACCACUCCAUUGAACUAUGUUACACUUAGUUCAUUCAGCUGGGAUCAAGACAGUGACAAAAUCAAGAUAUAUGCUUCUUUAGAGGGAGUUGAGCAAGAGAAGGUGGAGACUGUGUUCAAGCCAAUGUCUGUUGAUAUAAAAUUCCAUGAUGUCCAAGGGAAGAACUACCGAUGUGCAAUACCAAAAUUGAACAAGGAGAUUAUUCCAGAAAAAUCGAAGGUGGUUGUCAAGCCCACAAGGGUUAUCAUAACAUUGGUUAAAGCUUCAAAAGGCAGCUGGUUGGAUUUGUACUACAAGGAAGAUAAGUUGAAGCCAAACCUCGACAAUGAUCGUGACCCCAUGGCGGGAAUAAUGGACUUAAUGAAGAACAUGUACAAGGAAGGGGAUGAUGAAAUGAAGCGAACAAUUGCAAAAGCAUGGACUGAUGCAAGGUCUGGGAAAGUAGCUGACCCAAUGAAGGGGUACCGCUGAAUUAAAGGGCAAAACAGUAUGAGAAAAAAGGAAUUAUUGAAGCGUAAUUUCCCACAGUUAAUUGUAUUCUUCCUUUAGUAUGAGGUAUCCACUAGAGGGUCUCUGUCUUUUGAAAAGGAGAACAUGGUUAAAUAUCAAUCAGUCUUAACUGCAUCUUGAAUUCCAGGUGCGAUGGGUCACUCGAUUUUUCACUUCUUGACUUUCUUUUGCAUCACAAUUAUUAGCCGACUCAACUCAGGCUGCGUUUGGUAGAGGUGUAAAAUCGAACCGGGGUUUACAUUUUACCAACUAAUUACAUCGGUAAUCGAUGUAAUAAUUACAUUGAAAUUAUUUAUGCAUUUAUUA
Nelumbo nucifera (sacred lotus) is the source of this 1140-nucleotide messenger RNA. RefSeq lists its product as uncharacterized. Gene Ontology annotation, molecular function: ubiquitin protein ligase binding; tubulin binding; S100 protein binding. The record is from RefSeq and is a predicted model, not a curated record. Lineage: Eukaryota; Viridiplantae; Streptophyta; Magnoliopsida; Proteales; Nelumbonaceae.